This is a messenger RNA of Klebsormidium nitens, 2128 nucleotides long. NCBI's taxonomy places the organism in Eukaryota, Viridiplantae, Streptophyta, Klebsormidiophyceae, Klebsormidiales, Klebsormidiaceae. The record is from the annotation of a GenBank genome assembly.
UCACUUUCCAGCUACACGGGUGACGGAACGCGGGUUUGGGUGGGGCGUUUGUCAUGAACUUUCUGCUCGUCAACCUCCUUUCACAAAUUCAGAAAAGUUUCAUUCCAUCUUCGAAGGAGAAGCUUGCAGUCGCAUUGAAAGUAAGCGCAGGAUUGCGUCCAAUUGAGUUCAAGCUCACAACGUUGCCCUUCCGCACCUGACAGAAUGGCCGCCGCAGAGAAUGGCACAGCAACUGCCGCCACCUCAUCAGAAAACAACCACUCUCCCCGCUCUAUCCUGGCAGCAGUGGACCCGUCCGAAGAAUCUUCGUACGCUUUCAACUGGUAUCUGGACAACAUCGCACGUCCGGAAGACAAAGUAACCACACUGUCUGUAGAGGAGGUUUCGGACUUCAGCUUCUUCCUGAAACCAGAGGACAUCGAUGAGUUGGAGAACCAGAGGCGGGAGGAAGUCCAGAAGCUGCUGGCAAAUUUUUCUGAGAAGGCAAAGGAAAAGGGGGUGACCACUGUUUCCGAGACGGCUGCAGGCGAUGCCCGGCAGAUCAUCAUUGAGAAGGCCGAAAAGGAUGGCUACGAACUGCUUGUCAUGGGUUCCAGGGGACUGGGGGCCAUCAAGAGGACGUUCCUGGGCAGUGUGUCCGACUACUGCCUUCACCAGGCGUCGUGCCCCACUCUAGUUGUCCGCAAGAAAGCACUUGACGGCGUCCCAAAGCAGGCGGACGGCCCCCGCAAGGUCGCCGUAGCGGUCGACGAUUCCGAAGGAUCGGCGUACUCGUUCGACUGGGCUUUGAAGAACGUCGCGCGGCCGGGGGAUCUGGUGCUGGCAAUCCACAUCCGCUCGCCCGCGUAUCUGCGCUACCCCGUGGCAGAGAUGGGCAUGGGCGAGUACUACAUGCCGCCUGACGUCAUCGCUGACAUGGAGAAGUCGUCAGCAGAGCAGGCCGAGCAGCUCGUCCGCAAGUUUGUCAAGCGGGCCGUGCACGAGUACAAGAUGAAGUGCGAGGGCUAUGUCUUCCGCGGCGAUGCGCGCGAGCUUUUGGUGGAGGAGACGGAGAAGCUGGGAGCCGCGGUGCUGGUCAUGGGCAGCCGGGGACUGGGCGCCAUCUCCAGGACCAUCCUCGGGAGCGUGAGCGACUACUGCGCUCAUCACUGCCCGUGCCCGGUGCUCGUUGUCAAGCAACCCAAGACUGACGUCAGCGCGACGCUGAAGAAGGAAGAGGAGGGGGCUAAGAAGGAAGAGGAAGAGAAGAAGCAAGAAUGAUCACAGGGCUUCAUGGAUCGAGCGGGGCUCAAUAUAUCUCUUCUCGAUCUUGAUUGGGCCUAGGGAAACAAGAUAUUAACGGUGCUUGAGCGGGCAAUACUUGGUCUUGGCAAGAGGUCAGUUUCGAGCUCCUACUGUUCGAAGAGAAGAAGAAAAAGUGUUCACGGGGGUCUCAGGGAUCGAGAGGAGCCCAGUCGUCACCUGUUCUACGAAAAGGAACAAGAAGCUGCUAUUACUUGUACUAGCUUGGCCAAACUCUGUCUUAGGCAAGUUUCAUUUUCGACUUCUUACUGCUUUCGUAAUUACAUAGAAGGUCUAGGCAGAGGUCAGUCAAGCUGGAGAAAAUAAUUUGACGUGGCGUUAAAUGCAUCCGGAGGAAGUACUUGCCCCGAGAGUGAGUCGAAUACCUAUACUUAGUCAAGUAGAGGUUGCAUAGUAAACAACGUUAUCGGCGUCAUCAGUCCGUCGGGCAAUGAAGACUGGACAUCAGAAUCGGUUUGGAAGCAUUCGGGCGAAGGUGGUGUGUCUCCGAGUCGGUGCCCAAGUAGUUGUAACAGACAUGUGUUAGCUAUAAAGGACCUUAUCUUACUGUAGAAUACUCCAUAAAACGACAGUCACAAAACUUGGCCAUUGAAAAGCCAGCCGGCCGGGCUGUAGCGUCAUUGUGAGCAAGCAAUGAUGUAUGAUGCCUGACACAACAUACUCCAGGUUCAAAGCAUAGCUAGAUGCACCGGGCGUCCGACCAGUGGCAAAAGCUCGAUCCAAGCGCCGUGGCGGACAAGGAUAGAAACAGAGGGAGCCGGGCGCCGUGGGCGCAUGUGUAUAAGAUUUGAUGGCAAACAUUCAAAUUUUGAAAGGAUAAGGUGAC